AUGUCAGCCACUAGUACUGUUCCUUCAAAUAUAGCAUCCACAUCAGCAUCCACUCUUGCAAUGUCAGCCACUAGUCCUCUUCCUUCAGAUAUAACAUCUACAUCACCUUCCACACCUGCAAUGUCAGCCACUAGUCCUCUUCCUUCAGAUAUAGCAUCUACAUCACCUUCCUCUCCUGCAAUGUCAGCCACUAGUACUCUUCCUUCAGAUACAGCAUUCACAUCAGCAUCCACUCCUGCAAUGUCAGCCACUAGUCCUCUUCCUUCAGAUAUAGCAUCCACAUCAGCAUCCACUCUUGCAAUGUCAGCCACUAGUCCUCUUCCUUCAGAUAUAGCAUCUACAUCACCUUCCACUCCUGCAAUGUCAGCCACUAGUCCUCUUCCUUCAGAUAUAGCAUCUACAUCAGCAUCCGCUCCUGAAUGUCAGCCACUAGUCCUCUUCCUUCAGAUAUAG
Acanthosepion pharaonis is the source of this 453-nucleotide messenger RNA. NCBI's taxonomy places the organism in Eukaryota, Metazoa, Mollusca, Cephalopoda, Sepiida, Sepiidae. The record is from the annotation of a GenBank genome assembly.